Emericellopsis atlantica is the source of this 2241-nucleotide messenger RNA. RefSeq names its product putative cell cycle inhibitor Nif1. The coding region runs from base 1 to 2241 and encodes 746 amino acids. The record is from RefSeq and is a predicted model, not a curated record. Gene Ontology annotation, molecular function: protein binding. The transcript is spliced from 3 exons. NCBI's taxonomy places the organism in Eukaryota, Fungi, Ascomycota, Sordariomycetes, Hypocreales, Bionectriaceae.
AUGUCGCAACCUCACCGACCUAACCUCCUCGACCUACGUUCGAACUCGCACACAUCCAAUGCGUCGUCUAGUUCAAAGCCGCUGCGCUCGCCGCGCAUGCACAUCGCUGGCGAAGCACCGCCCGAACUCUCGCCCCUAGAUGCUUUUGCUAUGCAGAGUCGCAUGCUGGCCAAGCAACUCAAGGCUAGCGAAAAAGAGGGCAACAGGAUCAGUCGACUGCCGCCAUUGACCAUGGAAAGCCCUGUGAUCGUGCAAGGGAGAUCCGACUAUUUCCGCUCCUUGUCGAAUGAGUCCGAAUCCGAGAACGGCCUGUGGCCUGGAGAACUGAACUCUGCCGGCCUGGGCUUGAGGACUGAAUACGAGGAAGCCUUUGAAGAAGCGGAAAGACCCAAGUCCAUGCAUCCGCGCAUGAGUCGCAUCCCUCCCACUCCCGACGAUGAAACACCACCGGUACCACAGCACAUGAGGAACGCGUCACGAGGACGGCAGCUUGGUCAAAUCGAUGAAGACCCCGGGUUCUUUGGUGCACGAAGGGACAGAUCACCAUCGCCAAUCCAGAGCGAUGCGCAGUCAAUCCGCGAACGGCCAUUCGAGCCUCCCCGUCCACGGAAAGACAGCUCGUUACCACCACCUUCUCCUUUACAGAAUGAAUCCCGACCGGACUCGGAAGAAAGACCGAAGCCAGGGUCCAUGGACGAACUUGGCCUGGCACCGCCACGAGCUCUGUUUCCUCAGAGGACAUCGAGUAUCGUGUCGUCGCCCCUUUUACCGCCCGAGGAUGAGGUGGCCAGCAACAUGGGGGCGUCCACUCACUCUCUUCCACUCCGUAAACUUUCCUCGGGCAGUGCUGCAUUCGCGAACACAAUGGCAUCGCCUGCCCUGGGUCAUUUCAAAAGGUCUCCCUCUGUUGGCUCGGAGUCGUCAAUCCUGCCUCGCCCAUCAUUCAACUUCUCGAGGCCGAUGAGCCGGGCUGGCACGCCGAGCUUUGAUAUGCCCUCGCGACAAGCAUCUUCUGAUAGCCAGCCUUCUUUCAUCUUCGCAGACGAAUCCGCGCAGACUUCAAUCAGCAUGCACAGCGAGGCUUUUCUUCAACAGCCCCCGGAAACACCCGGACCUGGCGCCCCUUCGUACAUAUACUCCAAAUUUACGCUCCCUCGAGGAAAGAUGGUACAGAGAGAUGAUGAAUCAGAGGGCCAGAUGGACCACCCAACACAGCAGGGGGCUGUGACGACAGCACCACCUUCGCCUCCUUUGCGACCUGCCGGCUCAUCGGGCCCGGUCGCGGAUGACGCCGCAAGCCUGCUCAGCAGCGUGAUGAGGCCUUCCAUGGACACUAGCCGCGGCAGCAGCAGCAGCAUGGAGAAUCCAAGACUGCCUGCAGAUUACCCGCCUGUUCCCCGUAGCCAGCCGUCGCAGGAAAUGGCUCGCGCGUCAGAAGACUCGCCCAGAGGUCGUUCCCGCACGUCAGAUCUACAUGAGCCCUUCCGGGGGCGUGGCGUGACACCCUCAUCGCAUACUGGAACCAGCGACUCGACCAGCACUGUACGCCCGCCGCCGACGGCUAGGUCCAACGCACCGACUGCAUCCGAGAUGUCUGCUGAGGAGCACCUUGCCAAAGGUGUCGAAUGUCACGAGAACGGGUCUUUGCAAGAGUCGACAUACCACCUGCGCUACGCUGCCCGCCAGAAUAAUCCCACAGCAAUGUUGCUCUAUGCGUUGGCAUGUCGACACGGUUGGGGUAUGCGUGCAAACCAGAAGGAAGGCGUUUCGUGGCUCCGCAAGGCCGCCGACUACGCCCAAAUAGAGAUUGCCGACGAUGAGGACCAGGCCAAGGGGGGAAAGCACGUUGAUGCUGUGGAGAGGAGGACGCGCAAGGCGCAGUUCGCGCUGAGCAUCUACGAGCUUGGCGUCAGCCACAUGAAUGGCUGGGGCAUUGAACAAGACAAGGCCCUGGGCCUGAGAUGUUUCGAGAUCGCUGGUACGUGGGGUGACGUGGAUGCGCUGGCGGAAGCUGGCUUCUGCUACGCACAAGGCAUUGGCUGCAAGAAGGAUCUGAAGAAGAGCGCGAGAUUCUACCGCAUGGCUGAAGCCAAGGGCAUGAGCAUGGUCGGGAAUAGCUGGAUUCACAAACCCAAGUACACGGAAGAUGAUUCGAGCAGCACCGCCAAAUCACCGAAGAGGGACAAGAAGAAGUCGCGCAGCAAGUCCCGCACUAGGGCAAUGUUUGGCUUGAAGUCAUAA